This is a messenger RNA of Bemisia tabaci, 1997 nucleotides long. NCBI's taxonomy places the organism in Eukaryota, Metazoa, Arthropoda, Insecta, Hemiptera, Aleyrodidae. The record is from RefSeq and is a predicted model, not a curated record.
UUUCAUUUUCAUUGUUUUUCCUUCUAGAACGUGCCAAAUAAGAUUGCUCCAUAGAUUGCUCAGUUGCCCUUCCUCGAAAGUAUCAGUGCAGUGCGAAAGUGAUAAAGUUAAUUUAUUUGGGAAGUGUUGAAGUGUUAGUUGUGUCGCUGUUCUGUGUGAAAUGUUAAAAAAAUGAGCUCGCGAGCAAAGAGGAUCGUUCAGCAAUCCCUGGUUGACAGCGGACCAAACCGACACCGGCAAACCACAAAUGUUCCUCUGCAAGCAGCAGAGAAAAGUUUUGUCCCAAGCAAAAGAGCUAGAGUGAUUUUGGAUUCAGAUGAAGAAAAUAGCAUGCCCAAUAUGUCUGAUCAUUCUAUGGUCAAUACCAUAAAUCCUACUAAUUCGUCUCCAAAGUCUGGAGAUAAUGAUAGCAAUUUGCCAUCGGGUCACUCCACUCCUGUAGCUACGCCCGUGUCCACCCUCCCUCCUCCUGAACAUGAUUCACAUGAAGAAAAUACCAUGCCAGAUAUGUCUGAUCAUUCUAUGGUCAAUACCAUCAAUCCUACUAAUUCGUCUCCAAAGUCUGGAGAUAAUGAUAGCAAUUUGCCAUCGGGUCACUCCACUCCUGUAGCUACGCCCGUGUCCACCCUCCCUCGUCCUGAAGAUGUUGUCACUAAUAGUACUUCAGUCAGCACACCAUCAUCAAGCAUACCUUCUAACAGUUUAAGCACCUCUAUGCUUACUCCCACAAGCUCCCACAGUACUUCAAUUACUGGAUCUGCGAGACGUCGGUUGCUCGACACUACAAAGAAUUACAUUGAAAAACUUCUGGAUCAAUCGGCUGAUGGGAAAAUAAUAACUAAUUUCUUUGAUAAACAUAAUAGGCUAGAUGAUUCACUACGAUCAGCGCUAGUAAAGAUCUUAAUGACUGAUGAAUUGAAGGAAGAUUUUUCGAAAAUUGUAUCAUCUGAGAGAUUCGAAAAUAUAAGUGAAGCAAUUUGCCAAGUUUUCCCAACAGAAUCUACAUUCACAUAUUUCAUACCUUACUACCGAGAUAAAGAUGGUAAUAGUCAUCCAUCCAGAGGAAAAUUAUUUGACAAAUAUAAUUCUUUGAGAAGAAAAUAUAAACAAGAAGGGUUGAUCUUAGGCAGGAAACGCAGAUCUCUCUCUGGUGCUCCAGCAAAUAAUGGUGGUGCGGACUCCGCAAUUACUCCUGAAGUUCAAGAAAAAAUAGCAUUCCUGAAGAACAGUGCUGAACCUUGGGAAACUGUUGUGGAAUACUGGGAAUGUACAAUCAAAUGUCGUCUCAACGAAAUCGAUCCCGAUUCUAUCAAUGAAUAUUUCAAAACCUACCUUGCCCUUUGCAAACCUAACGGUCACUUACUGCUAGAGGCAGAUUUCAGAAAGCUCUAUCCAACGAAAACAACGAUCUUUUACAAGAACUGGAAGUCCGUGGAAACCAAGAUUUUAAAACUGGCGGAAAUUAAAUCUGCACGCCCUCUGUUCAGUUCAUUGUUGAAGUCCCUGGACAUUGAUUUAAGUUUGAAUGAUCCAGAGAGUCAAUCUGCAAAUGCUUGUUUUCUUCUAUCGGCCCUCCUCCCUGCUCUUACAGUCAAGCAAGGCUGGAAACCCUCAAGAAUCGAAAACAAGAGAGGAUUCAUAAUCCAUCAGGCAACAAAAGAGGAAGCAGAGGAAGAAUUUUCAAGAAGGAGUGAAAAGCUCCAGAGCAAAGGUGUUGGGCCUCAACCAAGCAUUAUUCUGAUUGGAGACCUCCCGGAUGUGUCAGCUUUUGUUCGCGUUGACCAGACGUACUAUAGUUGUGAUACGGUGCAGAGAUCUGUCGAUUUGUGUUUCAAAAUACACAAAUCCUUAAAAUUAAAUUUUGCCCCGGAUUGUUUGCUGAAUUGGCUAUUCAUAGAACAAUACAUCUACGAAUUUGAUUGCAAAUAUGACCUGCAGUAUGCAUCGUUAGCUAGAUUUAUGAACGAUCUGGUAUGAGUCUCCUUUUUAGAUUUGGA